AGCGGUCGCCACCAGCUGCUGCCUGCUCGCAGCGGUCCGGCGAACAUCUGCCGAUGAGUCCCGGCGGCUGCAUCCGGAGCCUCACUCCCGCGUCACGGUGCAGUAGCGGGGACACGCUACCGCUCCGCUGCUUCCAGGGAGCUCGAGCCCAGCUGAGAGAGUUGGGUUUCUCUUUUUCUUCUCAAUUCUUCGAAGGUAAAAACAAUGACACAGCGGCUCACAUCUGUGGCCUCUGCUCGGAUGUUUUCUGCUAUCUCGCGCUUGUUGGCAACUAUUUCUUCCCUGCUCAUCUGAGGAAGCCUUUCCCGGGCUAACGGUCGCUUAUUCGGGGCUGCCCUCCAGCUUACACCGGGCAGAGGUGGGGGAGAGCAUUUUGGUACUUUGCCGAACUGCUCACGUUUCACAACAAAAAACAGAAACAGGUUGGAUUCAGAAGCAUUCGGACCGCGUCAUAUUACACCGGAGGACCACCGGUUGAACAGAAACACAAAGCAGCUGAUUUCCUCCGCGCGCGAGCCGCAGGAGAACAUUUUCUCAACUGGACAUUUUUCCUCGCGGAGACAUGGUGGUCUUCAACGGGCAGCUGAAGAUUAAAAUCUGCGAUGCAUUGGACCUAAAGCCCACGGCUUGGUCCCUGCGUCACGCCGUGGGUCCGAAGACCCAGACCUUCCUCCUGGACACGUAUAUCGCCCUAAACGUGGACGACUCACGCGUGGGUCAGACCUCCACCAAGCAGAAGACCAACAGCCCCACGUGGAACGACGAGUUCACUACGGAGGUCAUCGACGGCAGAAGGAUAGAGCUGUCCGUCUUCCAUGACGCCCCCAUCGGCUACGACGACUUCGUGGCCAACUGCAUCAUCCAGUUUGAGGACAUCUUGCACAGCGGCAGCAAGCACUACGAGAACUGGAUUGAUCUGGAGCCGGAGGGGAGAGUCUUUGUUGUUGUUGACUUAUCAGGAUCUUCCAGUGAAGAGGUGGGCUCUACCAACAAUGAGGAGCGGGUUUUCCGGCAGCGAAUGCGACCCAGGAAGCGGCAGGGGGCUGUUCGGCGGAGGGUCCACCAGGUCAACGGGCACAAGUUCAUGGCCACCUACCUGAGGCAGCCCACCUACUGCUCUCACUGCAGGGACUUCAUCUGGGGCGUUUUAGGAAAACAAGGUUACCAGUGUCAAGUUUGUACCUGUGUCGUCCAUAAGCGCUGCCAUGAGCUCAUCAUUACCAAGUGUGCAGGAAUGAAGAAGCAGGACGACACAGUCGGAGAACAGGUUGGGUCUCAGAGGUUCAGUGUCAACGUCCCGCACAAGUUCAGCAUUCACAACUUUAAAGUUCUGACCUUCUGCGACCACUGCGGCUCCCUGCUGUGGGGCCUGCUGCGACAGGGACUCCAGUGUAAAGUAUGUAAAGUGAACGUACACAGGCGAUGCGAGAGCAACGUCGCUCCGACAUGUGGAGUGGAUGCCAGAAGAAUUGCAACCGUCCUCUCAGAUCUUGGACUGACACCAGAUAAAAUCUCCAACAGCACCCAGAGGCGGAAAAAGCAGCUUCCUCAGACUCAUAAUCGUCAGCAGCUGCCAUCAGAGCUACAUCAGACAGAGGAGGACCACUCGAGGUCCGCCCCCACCUCUCCAUGUGAUCAAAAUGUGAAGGAGCUGGAGAACAUCCGGAAAGCUCUGUCCUUCGACCACCGCGGAGAGGAGCACAAAGCACACCCAAUGUCCUCGCCAUCGACAGUAGUGACGGUGGGAGAAAGAGGCACAGGGGGCGUCAAUGGAAGUGGGGUAAAGGAAGAGAGAAGCCAGGAGAAUGGCGAGGUCAAAGGUCACAGCGCUCCUGAGAUAACAAGGAUAAACCUGCACGACUUCCUGUUCAUAAAGGUGCUGGGGAAAGGAAGCUUCGGAAAGGUGAUGCUGGCCGAACUGAAGGGCACCGACGAGGUGUUCGCUGUCAAAGUGCUGAAGAAGGACGUGAUCCUGCAGGAUGACGACGUGGACUGCACCAUGACGGAGAAGAGGAUCCUGGCGCUGGCCAGGAAGCACCCGUAUCUGACCCAGCUCUUCUGCUGCUUCCAGACUAAAGACCGUCUGUUCUUCGUGAUGGAGUACGUUAACGGAGGCGAUCUGAUGUUCCAAAUACAGCGGUCUAGGAAGUUUGACGAGGCGCGCUCCCGAUUCUACGCCGCUGAGGUCACGUCCGCACUGAUGUUCCUGCACCGGCACGGGGUCGUUUACAGAGACCUGAAGUUGGACAACAUACUGCUAGACGCAGACGGUCACUGCAAACUGGCAGACUUUGGGAUGUGCAAGGAAGGAAUCCUGAAUGGAGUCACCACCACCACCUUCUGCGGGACGCCAGACUACAUCGCACCAGAGUUCAUGACGAAGAGUCCGAACAAGCGUCUGGGCUGCGUGGCAGCGCAAGGCUGUGAGGAUGCCAUCAAGCUCCAUCCGUUCUUCAGAGAAAUUGACUGGAUGUUGCUGGACCAGAGGAAGAUCAAGCCGCCGUUUAAACCUCGUAUUAAAACCAAAAGGGACGUCAAUAACUUUGACCAGGACUUUACACGUGAAGAACCUGUCCUGACGCCCGUGGAUGACAGCAUCAUCAAGCAGAUCAACCAAGAUGAGUUCAAAGGAUUCUCGUACUUCGGAGAUGAAACAUCUUAGAUUGCCGACAUGUUUUAUCUCAACUAUCCCAGGAAUUAUACUAGACCAUCGUGUCUUCAUUACGGAUCCUGUGCUUUUGUUUGUCCAUUUAUACAUAUGAACUAUAACUGUAUGCUUCAGCAGCAUGAGGCAGGGGUGUGCAUGCAUCUCCAGAAAGACGCUCAUUCCUUCACACAAUCUGACGUGUCCUGUAUCUGCCUGUAAAGAAUGUUUGUUUGUUUUUUCUCUUGUCUGAAUGGCAAAGACAUGAAUGACUAAUUUCAUUUAAAGCAAAAAAAAAAAAAAAAGAUCUUUAUUCCCUGAAAAAUGAAGCGCGGGAAGGCAGAGAAGUUGAUGUCUUACUUUCAGUCAAAGCAAGAAAGGAAAUGUUAGGAAGAGGCACCAAGUCCUCAACAUUUGCAUUGCUAAGCUUUAAUUUUUACUUAGCAAGGCUCUAUUUGAAGCAAAGAAUGGAGAGAAAGCAGAAACUGAUGACGGUGUAUUAGGGCCAUCAUAUAUA
Messenger RNA from Poecilia reticulata (guppy), 3161 nucleotides. RefSeq names its product protein kinase C epsilon type-like. Gene Ontology annotation, biological process: protein phosphorylation. The record is from RefSeq and is a predicted model, not a curated record. Lineage: Eukaryota; Metazoa; Chordata; Actinopteri; Cyprinodontiformes; Poeciliidae. Gene Ontology annotation, molecular function: diacylglycerol-dependent serine/threonine kinase activity; ATP binding.